Lizanozyma spartinae is the source of this 2061-nucleotide messenger RNA. RefSeq lists its product as uncharacterized. Gene Ontology annotation, molecular function: glycine transmembrane transporter activity; catalytic activity. The transcript has 2 exons. Bases 1 to 2061 code for a protein of 686 amino acids. Gene Ontology annotation, biological process: glycine import into mitochondrion. Gene Ontology annotation, cellular component: mitochondrial inner membrane; mitochondrion. Lineage: Eukaryota; Fungi; Ascomycota; Pichiomycetes; Serinales; Debaryomycetaceae. The record is from RefSeq and is a predicted model, not a curated record.
AUGGAUGGCCUUAACUGUGAUAAACAUGCGAGAUACUUUAGCUUAUGUCUUAUGAUGCUUCCAACUAAGGCUCAAAGUGAAGAUGCCAAUCAUAUGGGUAUCGUUUACUUUUGUCUCCAAGGGCUCUCACUCAUUAAGCGGAUGGAUGUUGUUGAUAAAAACAGAGACGCGUAUAUCAAUUACGUAUAUAGCCAGUUACAGGAGACAGAAGAUUUACAAUGGUUUAGUACUUCUUCUACAUUCAUUGGAUCUGGAAACUAUGAUAUGCCUAACUUGUCGAGUACCUACUUUGCACUCGCAUCCUUGCUAGCACUAAAGGAAGACUAUACUAAAAGAAUUAAACCUGAUAAGGUUAUGAGAUUUGUUCGUCAGCUUCAAAUGAAGAGUGGACCUUUCGCUGGACUGUUCCAAACAGUAUUAGAUUCUAGGAUUGGUUCUGGCUUUGGCGAUACUGAUUUGAGGUACUGCUAUUUAGCUCUUUGCAUCAGAAGGCUUGUUAAAUGGGAAAAACUGGGUAUCAAUAAAGAAGAUAUUGAUGUGGAGUUACUACAAUCUUUCAUUCUUCGUAAAGUCAGCUACAAUGGAGGGUUAAGUUCUGUUGAUUCUACUGAACCUCAUGCUGGAUUAACAUUUUGUGGUAUUGCAGCCCUAAGUCUUUUGGGAUAUGAUUUUAAUUCUGCUUCCUGGACUCAACGGACCAUUAAUUGGCUUGUAAAACGACAAUCGGAUUACCCUUCUUGUCUCUAUAAUGAGCCAGAUAAUGAAGGUGUUUUCGGUUAUGAAUACUACACAGAAGAAGAUGUUGGAGGGUUUAAUGGUCGUGAAAAUAAAUUUAGUGAUACAUGUUAUGCAUGGUGGGUUACUGGGUCACUUUCCCUUAUAUCUCCAACUAUUGGGGUAUCCCUUAUAAACAUGGACCAGGCAAUGUCAUAUCUCAUUCAAGGUACUCAGAAUAAGAUCAUGGGAGGAUUCGGAAAAGAUCCAGAUCUGCAACCCGAUCCCUUCCAUUCAUUUUUAGGUUUAGCUUCAUUAUCAUUAUGGAUGCUGAAGGACUCUAGCUCUAUAUUAGACGCCAUUGACUCCCAAUUGGCCAAAGAACAGGGGAGUAAGACUUCGACUCAUUUACUUGCUGGAUCACUGGCUGGACUUGUUUCAGCUGUCCUCUUACAACCGUUAGAUCUUUUAAAGACUCGAUUGCAACAGCAACAAAAGCAAAAUGCUCGUUACCAAACCACUAUUGUUGCAGAAAUAAAGAAACUUAGGGAAAUCAAAGAUUUAUGGAGAGGUGUACUCCCUUCAACUUUACGUACUUCAAUUGGAGCAGGACUCUAUAUGACUAUUCUCUCCAAAACCCGGCAGUUUAUGUUUGAAUUUAAAAAGUCACAUCAAUGGCAAAACCAAGAAGGUGUACUGAAGCUGUCAAUCUUACCUAAACUUUCCGCAUGGGAGAACUUAUCUGCUGGGUUUUUUGUUCGUGGGUUUGUUGGUUGGUUAACCAUGCCCAUUACUGUUAUUAAGGCUCGUUAUGAAUCAAACCUCUAUAACUAUAAAUCAUUAACAGAAGCCGUCAAAGGUAUAUACUAUAAUGAAGUGCCAACUGGAUCAGUAAUUGUGGAAGGCGGCGUAACUGCACCUGGUUCUCUCCGAAACUUCUUUGCUGGAACAGGUGCCACGCUAGCUAGGGAUUGUCCUUAUGCUGGAUUGUAUGUCUUAUUUUAUGAAGCAUUUAAGAAUGAGAUCUUACCAGCAGCUUCAGGAUCUUUUCUACUCCCUUCAUCAAUGGUUAAUUCCUCUGCAGCAGUGCUUGCUGCCGCCAUGGCUACCACAAUUACAGCACCCUUUGAUGCUAUCAAGACUCGGCUCCAAUUAAGUGGUCAAACUAAAAACUCUAUGAUAUCUGCUACCAGAACUUUGCUUGGUGAACCUGGAGGAGUUCGGAACUUAUUUCGUGGACUCAGUCUUCGGCUUGGUCGUAAGGGGCUCAGUUCUGGUAUCAGUUGGUGUAUCUAUGAGGAAUUGAUUAAAACAGGAGUUAUGUCCCAGCAAAAGAAGCUUUCAUAG